GUGCGGUGGGUUUCAGGGGCAAUGGUUGGACUCUGGCUUCUCUGCCACUUGCUGCAACGCUGGGCCUCGGUCACCGCAGCUGUGGGUGGAAUCGCUGUCCCACCACCCUCCGAGGAUCACCAUGCAGUGAAAGCUACCGUGUGGCGACGGAGGAAGGUUUGGGCUCCUCCUGUCCUUGGCUGGGCUGGGCGCUCGCCCCUGUCCUACAGGCGCCGUUGACUUUCUGUGAACCCCGUUUCUUGAAGGUGACCUUUGGAGCUGGCCGGAGUGGGUAUCAGCCCUCUUGGCUCUUUUAUCUAGAUUUUGCUUUUAUGAAGGCCGGGGAGGGAGGGCUCGCCGCUGGUAGGCGGACGUGCCAGGCAGGUCCUUUGCCGCCUGAGGACCCCAGAGUUGUCACUAGGGCCUUCUCCUCCAUCCUGACCCUCCACAGCGCUGCCCGACUGUGGGACCUAAGACCAGCUGGGGCCCAGCUGCUAUUGCCGCUGCCCCUGCCACCCGAGCCUCCUACCUUGUUUCCUCCUUUCCUUUCUCCUUCUUCCCUUCCUCUUCAGCCCUCUCCACCCUCCACUCUGCAGCUGUGGGGCCUUUGUGUGACCCCUCCACAGCCUGAAGGGACCUGGCUGUCAGACUCCCACCUUUAG
Piliocolobus tephrosceles (Ugandan red Colobus) is the source of this 641-nucleotide messenger RNA. RefSeq lists its product as uncharacterized. The transcript has a single exon. The record is from RefSeq and is a predicted model, not a curated record. The annotation marks the transcript as partial. Lineage: Eukaryota; Metazoa; Chordata; Mammalia; Primates; Cercopithecidae.